Molecule: messenger RNA, 1298 nt
Organism: Cucumis melo (muskmelon)
Lineage: Eukaryota; Viridiplantae; Streptophyta; Magnoliopsida; Cucurbitales; Cucurbitaceae
Exons: 6
Coding region: 112-903 (263 amino acids)
Source: RefSeq, a predicted model, not a curated record
UCUCGAGACUCCAUGGUCACUCAAUGGAAGUCAUAAAUCCAUACACAUUUGGCCUUGUCAACCCUCUAAUUUCCAAUAUGAGUUCUUGUGGAUCACAACAAAUCAAGAAAAAUGCAAUCAAUCUUUGCAUUAGGCUUCUCCCACUCUCUCCAAUUUCCCCAUUCCCAUUCCCAUUCCUAUUUUCACUCCAACUCCAGAAUUUCUCUGCAAAAACCUCACUGCACCAGCCAUGGAAGCAACAAGUCCAGACCAACCCUCUCUCUUAGAACCACUUGGCCUUCCAUCUCCAUCUCCCUCUUCGCCUCUGGCUUUCUCUUAGGCCCUCUUCUCGAUGGACUCCAUUCUCGCGUCAAUCUCGUCGUUUAUCGAACAGGAUCCAUCCACAUCGGCCCUCUCCACACUAACAUCUGGGUUCCUUUCUUGCUGGGAUUGUUUUACUGUACAGUUGGUUUGAUUCAACUCUACUUAGAUGAGAAAUUUUCGCCAAAACAAUCACAGGGGAGCUUGCGGAAAACGGUGGCUUCCUUAAUAGCACUGGGCUUGUUUAUUGAAUUGAGUGCUGAAAUGUACAAAGCUGGAGUGGCCGAUAAUAUUGAGGCGUAUGCAUUGUUUGCUGGGGCUGAGUUUAUAUGGGCGUUGCUUGAUAGUUCUUUGCUUGGAUUCUCACUGGCUUGUGUUCUUGGCCUUGGUUGCCCUCUGGCUGAGAUUCCCAUUAUGAAGUUCUUCCAUCUUUGGGAAUAUCCCAAAGCCAACAUAGAGAUAUUUGGUGAAGGGAUAAUCAGCUGGACGGUCACUUGCUAUUUUGUGUACACUCCAUUCUUGAUUAAUCUAUCAAGAUGGCUCAAGUCCGUGGUGGAUGCUGAUGCUGCUGCUGCUGCUGUAAAUGAAGAUGGAUCUGGAUAGCCAAAUAGAUGGGAAGGAUGGAACUGGAAAGAAAAUUUUUACACUUUUAAAAGAUGGCGUUUGGUUACAAGUUGGAAUCUCUGGAUGCUCAUUUCCAGGUAGGAUCUUGCCUCUAGCGGGGGGGAUAAACGAGAAGGGAGUAGGAGAAAAUUUUUUCUUUGUAGUAAACAUUAAUCAUUCUCAUCUCUACCCACCUCUUUAUUAAUUUAUUGUUAUUAUUGUGUUUUGUAUGUGUAUAUAUAUAGUUCCAAGAUUGAUUGUUUAGGGACCAGGAUAAUAUGUAUGUUCUAAUUACAUGGUCAAACAUUUACCCCACUUGGGAACCUUGUAUUUAAAAUCAUAACUGAUUGUUUUUCCCAAAACUAUUUCAAUAUCAAAAUGAUCGGAUUGGUCGA